ACACACGGGGGAGCGUGCUAAGCUCUAGAGGGCGCCAGAUCAAUAACGUGGUUGGUGCACCAAGUUUUGUUUGCCCGGCGGAUUUUGAUGAGAGACACGAAAGAAGCGGUUUGGCUUGUUUGUCAAGAAUGUCUAGGAGUAGGAAUUCGGGAUCAACAACAGCGUCAUGGGGAUACAAGGCACUACGAGGAAGACCCAAACCACUUGUCGUCAGAUUAACUGAAAUCAACCAGUACAUUACAUGCCAUUUAUGCAGCGGGUAUUAUGUAGAUGCAACAACUAUCAUUGAGUGCCUUCAUACAUUUUGUAAAAGCUGUCUCAUUCAGUAUCUCCAUACCAGUAAGAAAUGUCCGACCUGUGAUGUCCUCAUUCACGAAACCAACCCGUUCAGCUGUAUCAGGCUGGAUCGGACAAAACAAGAUGUCCUCAACAAACUCCUACCAUACGUGUCAUCAGAUGAGCAUGAAAACAAGAUAUUAUUCUACAAGCAGAGAGGCAUACAGUUUCCCGAGCAAGUUGAAACACAAUCACGUAGUGCUUCACCGAUCGAUCCGACAUUACCAGUUCAGUCGACCUUACCAAUUCAGCCAACAUUACCGAUCCAGCCAACAUCACCGAUCCAGCAAACAUUAUCGAUCCAGCAAACAUUAUCCAUUCAGGCUAAAUUACCAAUUAAGCCAUCAUUACCGAUCCAGCUACCAACCCCUCCACCAACACCUCCCCCUCUUCUGCCUCCUCCACACGCCCUACCCCAACUGCCUCCUCAAAAACCAUUGGCACAGACCCAAGAAGCAGCCACGACCACAGGAGUAAUCCACCAUCUCACAGACAAUUACAUCUCACUACUAUUAGAGUUUAUUGGGGCAAGUCACAGUUAUAAGAAAAGUGGGCAAAUCCAGCAGAAGUAUGUGCGGGUUUCCCAACAGACGUCCAUCAGACAUAUCCAGAAGUAUAUCAAUAAGAAGCUGAAGCUUGGCAACAGUUAUGAGGUAGAUAUUGUUUGUGGUGUGGACAUAAUGGAACCAGACAUGAAACUCAGAGUCCUCAGUGAACAGGUGCCUGAUGAACAGUUUCAAGAUGGAAUCCUGUUGCUUCACUACAGUCUUGUGGAUUCAGAAAUUCUUGAGAUCUCGUAGUCAAGACCUUAGGAUGAGGGGACUUGAACAUCACAGCGUCUGGCAUUGAAUGAGGACCGUCUUCAGUGACCGUCAUGAUGAAAUCUGAUCUCGGUAUCUGUGGAUAUAGCUUCUAUGUUGAAUCAUGAACUUUGAAGUAUAAGGGUCAUGUCACACGAGGCAUUUUACUGGCAAGAAGAAAGGACAUUUACAUUGGAAUGUUUACAUAAUUAUUUUUUCUGAGAGAGUGUAAGACAUUGUUUGAAAGAUUACUCAUAUGCCACCGAAAGGGUAGUUGGUUGCCUCCAAGUUGACUGGAAAAGUUGCCUCGUGUGACAAGGCAUUGAGAGUCGAGGGUCAUGUCACACAAUACAAUUUACAGGCAACCAGAUCUAGGCAAUCUCUAAGAAGUGAAUCCAUUUACAUUUGAACAUUCACAUACCAUUCUUGGAGAUGGUGAAACAUUGUUUGAAAAAUAACUCAUGUGCUACCAAAUGGUCCAGUAGCUCACACUGCAGUUGGUUGCCUGUAAAAGUUGCCUUGCGUGACAAGAACCUGAAAACCAGCUUAAUUUGACUGUUUCUUCUGUGGCUGUGGUUAGAUUGCUGCUCCUUUCUAUGUGACUAGGUCCAAACGAAGCGACUUCAGUUUCGGCUAUGGCUGUUAGCUGUGGAUGCACAGGCCUGGAAUUGCACGAAGGCCAUGGCCUCUGGUGCCCCUGGUCUUGGCCUUGGUGCCCCUUUAAAAGUUCCACAUUAAAUUUAAGGUUUCUCAAUGGAAGUGCCCUUUCCAAAAUGGAUUCCGCCUUGUCCUCCAAAGAUAAAAUCCCAGGCUUGGAUGCAUUGCUGAGAAAUUGCCAUUGCAUCUAGCAAAUACCAUAGCCAAAGCUGCUAUUUUGGAUACAAGUUUCAGUAUAGACUUUAUAAUGCAUGUGAUUUCAUUUGAGUAGAGCGCCCUUGCCUAGGGGUCAAAAGGUGGUUGUUCAUUGCUCAAACCUUUGUUCAAAUCUGCAUGUCUCCAUUGUUUCAUCAUCGGUUUAUCUCUAAGAUAGCGGCUUGAUGACGCUGAGACAUAAGUUCCAUUACUUUUUGAGUCGCCAAUCAUAGCCAAAGCCUAUAACACCCGUUUCAGACGGGCGCGCCAGCGUCUUGCUGAACCAAAUAGAUGAAGGGCGACUCUAGGUCGACCAAAAUAAAAUUUUGUUUCAGACAGGCGAACUUAACCUAACAAUUUAACAUUGGUUCGGUUCAUGACAAGAUCAACUUCUGAAACUAAGGCGCUCAAGAGUCGUUCCCAACAACUGCAACAGUUGAUCUUUCGACUGAACUGUUUCAGAUGUCCAACUUUUCUUGACUUAAUUCAGAAUUGUGGAGCGCCUGUCUGAAACGGGUGCAAGCUACCAAAACUUGGAUAUUACCAAAGACAGAUGCUGUUGCGUACACUGGGCUUUUGCUAAUGCUGUCAAUUUUGACAAUCACUGUUGUUGAGAGAAUCUUCCAUGCUUCUUUUGUUAUAAAAAACUGUCCUGCUGGUUCGGGACAGAAAGAAAACCUAACCUUGUUUUUGAAAAUGCUGUUAUGAGCCUAAGCCCACCCAGUUUCAUAAUGUCGGUAAGCACAAAAACUUGCUAAGCACAGAAAAAAAACUUGCUUAGCAGAAACUGGUUACCAGGCAAAAUUCCAUAUAGUUUGUACCGUUGCAACUGGUGAGCCACUCAACUUUUGCUUAGCAAAGACAUUUUUUAAGCAGUAUUUUUUGCUUAACAGCUUCGUGAAAUUGGGCCCAGAGCCUAUGCAAUGCAUAAGUUGAUGUGAACUUGUCAUCCCUGACUUUUACCAAGAAUUGUUCGAGAAAUAUGCUUUGCAUUGAAAGAGGUGUUACAUGAUUUUGUAUGUGGUAAAUUGUGACAGCGCCCUCUGUAGUUCAAUGUGGUUUAUCCAGAGGCUGGGCUUGUCCUCGAGAUGACCUUUAGUCUGCAAUGAGAAUUUUACAGAGGCCUUUCUUGGGCCCAAUUUCACAGAGCUGCUUAAAGACAUGGACACUAUUGGUAGCUGCUCAAAAAAAAUGGUAGCAUAAAGAAGUUGCUUGGUAAUGAGCAACGGAGAUCUGUUGAUAGUAUAAAACAUUGUGAGAAACAGCUCUCUCUGCGAAAGAGAUAGUUUCUCAUUCAAACAAUAACAGACUUCAGGCCUAAAGACUUUGAUUACGCAUCUGAAGGCACACAAAUUUAUGCAACAAGGUUGUUUUUCCUGUCU
Molecule: messenger RNA, 3370 nt
Organism: Asterias rubens (European starfish)
Lineage: Eukaryota; Metazoa; Echinodermata; Asteroidea; Forcipulatida; Asteriidae
Product: RE1-silencing transcription factor-like
Exons: 10
Coding region: 129-1136 (335 amino acids)
Biological process (GO): regulation of transcription by RNA polymerase II
Cellular component (GO): PRC1 complex
Source: RefSeq, a predicted model, not a curated record